UGGAGGGAGAGCCGGCCGGCUGUCAGCGCGCAUGAACCGGGGAGGAGAAGGUCCGCUGCAGAGGGGAUAACCGCCUUGUUUCAUGCCGAGUAGAACGCAUCCUCACGGCGACACCGGCAGCGGCAUGAACCCCGGCCGACAUUGAGCCUCUCCUCGUCGGGUUGCCAUGGCCCAGUGAUGAACGGAGCGGCGGUGCCCGGUAGCCCGGAGCUCUCCUCCUCGUGUCCGCUGCCAGACUGGCGAGAGUUCUGUGAGCUCCACGCUCGAGCCUCCGCUGCAGACUUUGCUGACAAGUUCCAGCGCUUCCUUUUGGAGAAUCCGUGCUACGACUCGCCCGGCGCCGAUGCCAGCUUCUCGCAGCACUUUGCCCAACACUUCCUUGAGUGCUUCUCGGCAGCGCUGACCCAGGCCCGGGAGAACCCGCCGUCCUCGCCGGGGGAGGACGGCUCCAACGCGGCUCCCAAGUACAGCAUCGUUCCCUUCCUGGGAAUCCAGGGCUGCACGCUGUCCUACGGUCACGACUUUUACCAGAGACGCAAGGACGCCGGGGCUUCAAGUGAAUCCCUGGAUAGCAUGGACAGUGGAGGGGGAGGGAUAGAUGGGGGAGGCACUGCCUCCCGAGGCCCCCAGUCAACCCACAAGGUGUCUGCUUUGGGACAGUCGCGCAGCUCCGAGGACGUGUCAGUCAGCCACCCCAAGGCUCGCUUCAAGAAGGGCUUCUCCCUGAGGAACAUGAGCCUCUGUGUGGUGGACGGGGUGAAGGAAAUGUGGCACAGGCGGGCCUCCCCUGAACCCGACGGUCCCUCUGGAGCAAGAAGGGCGAACGGGGGAGGGGUGGGUGGAGGAGGAGGAGGAGUCGUCGUCGUCGUAGGAGGGGGAGGGGGAGGAGGGGAGGCUGCAGGGGGGGAGAAAUGGUCCCAAAAGCUGCGGCUCCCCAGGGGUUCCCAGGGCCACAAGGCUGAGAUGCUGGAGAUCCAGAGGGAGGGAGCGCUGAGAUACAUGGUGGCCGACGACACCAACUGCAUGGGCGCUGCACAGUGGCAGAAGUGCCGCCUGCUGCUGAGGAAGACGAAGAGGGAGGAUGGCGGUGAGAGGUUCCUGCUGGAGUUCUACGUACCACCCAAGUCCUCAAAGCCCAAAGUGAGCAUCCCUCUGUCCGCCACCGUGGAGGUGAGGACCACCAUGCCGCUGGAGAUGCCUGACAAGGAUAACACGUUUGUUCUGAAGGUGGAAAAUGGGGGAGAGUACAUCCUGGAAACCAUCGACUCGCUGCAGAAAAACUCCUGGGUUGCUGACAUCCACGACUGCAUAGAACCUGGUGACAGCGGUGAUGACAUCGAGCUGGCGUCGUGUCCUCAUGGUCAGGCCUCCAAAGACUGCUCCAUGGUGGCCUCUUGUAGCUGUGAGCUGCUGUCUGAGGGUGUGUAUCGUGCUCCGGAGAGGUCGUGUCCGACAGCGGCGGAGCAUUACAGCGCCCCCUCGGUCCGUUGCAGGGAACCCCCCUUCACCCAGCACCCGUCCCACCUGCCUUUAGAGCGCUUCCUGCAGUCCCCCGAGGCCCAGGGCUCCAACUCCUCUGCAGCUGAAGGAGCGAAAGAGUCCGAUGGCGACGCCAGCCUGGCCGUGUACCCGUGGUUCCACGGUACGCUGUCCCGCGUGCGCGCGGCUCAGUUGGUGCUUGCAGGUGGAGCCAGGAGCCACGGGCUCUUUGUGAUCCGGCAGAGCGAGACUCGGCUCGGCGAGUUCGUCCUCACCUUCAACUUUCAGGGCAAAGCUAAGCAUUUGCGUUUGUCAAUGAACGAGAACGGGCAGUGCCACGUCCACCACUUGUGGUUCCACACCGUGUCGGACAUGUUGAGACACUUCCACGCCCACCCCAUCCCCCUCGAAUCUGGAGGCUCUGCUGACAUCACAUUACGCUCCUAUGUACAAGUGCAGCGAAGCUCCACGACAGAUGUGACUGUGCCUCCAGUCCUCACCCCACCCAGGGAUGCAGGCUGCUGGACAGAUUCAGCCCAGCCGGCACUCCACCCUCCUGGGAUCACAGUGCCUGCAGGGCCCCCUCCUGAUGCCCCGCUAUCCUCCAGCACCUCCUCCUCACCCACCGCUCUUCCCUCCCUCUCCCGCAGUGACCCAGGUACUGGAGGAGGAGUAGGAGGAGGGUUACAGAGCCGGAGCAACAGCUCUGAGCGCCUGCUGGAGGCCUCUAGUGGCGGAUCCGACGACUACCACGACGCUGACGGGACUCGCAGGGCUCGGGCAGUGGAGAACCAGUACUCUUUCUACUGAGCGGCCCGGGCCAGGGCAGCAUCGGAGGUGACAUGCGACGCUCUGCUGAUGAUUAAAAAAAAAUGGUCCAAACCAUUGGAUCGUCCGUUGUUUUGUUUGUUGGUUUUUCUUUCAUGGCAGUUUCCUGUUUCUCUGAUUUGAGAAGGGAGGUGAGAUCAUGGCGAGCGGUGUGUCCACGCGGAUGAAUCCAUCAGGCGCCGCAGCUUUGUUUUCAAACUCGGUUGUUAAGAAUGUGAGCGAGCAGAGAAACCGAAGGCCACAGUCAGAAACGGACGUGUAGAAAAUGCAGCGGGGAAGAUGAGUAGGCGGAGAAAGCAAGAGGAAGUCGUCCAGUGGGGUCAUAUGGCUUUGAUUCAUCUCUUCUGACCACUUCCCUUACCCACAGUUCCCUGGGAGCAGAGUCACCACCCCGCUGAAGGAUUGAGAGUUUGAAAUGACCCUGAAGAAACAGUCCCUCCCCUCCGAGAUCCUCUGAGCUCCAGAGAGCAUCUCAUUAAUGUUUGUAGAGCUGCUUUGAGUCUGUCCCGGAUAUCCUCACUGUCCCUGCAGGGUUCCCCACAAAGCCCUGCUCUGGGUCUCUGCUCCAACAUGGGUGUGUUAGCGUUAGUUUUUCUCAAACGGGGGACAGACGAAAGGGCCUCAGUGCCUGACAAGUACCGUGGACUCGAAUGGACUGUUGCCCAUAGCGACAAGGAGGAUGGUGUUAACAUCUUGCGUAAUCACAAAGGCCCAAAAAGUGAAUGCAAGUGAUAACUUUGCCGUCAUUUUCUGCUUGAAACACACUAAACAUGGAUAUCUCUGCAUCCUGACUUGUUUUUGUUCUCACAGUUAUUGCCGGCUGCAACAUACACAGGUGUUCAUAUGUUGUGUUAGAAAUCAGUUCUAAAGUGUUGAAAUGGAGGAUGAACACACGUCAAAGUCAAAGUCAGUUUUAUUUGUCAAUUUUCCAUAUGUGCAAACAUACAGAAGAUCGAAAUUGCGUUCAGUCUGCAUGAAUAUGGCAGGGUGGCUCCCAUUUCGCUGUCAUAGCGGGUUAUUUCUAUGAGUGUGUGGUGGUGUAAUAGAGUCCAAAUAUUUUUCGAUGAUCGGUGUGCUGCAGUAGUGUUUCUAAAACGUGGUUUUCGAGGUCCCUCCUUCUGGUGCUGGUUCUGUAUUCAAGCUUAUCAUAUCAAUAACCUAUAGAUUACAUAUGCUGUAGUUCACUCUGAAGUAAUGCCUUGAAGAUAUUAGUAUACCAAAUCCAGCAUUAAGGCUGUCGGAGGGACGGAGGACUUGUGUUUUAGAAAGGUGGCAGUAUUGUGUCCUGUUUGUGUGGACUGGAACGACAGGCAGUGAGCUAAAGUGAACUAGAUGGCCAUGCUUGAAUGAGAAGAUGUGAAUUUGUUGCGUUUAAGCUUUGUAAGUUAAUAAUUACAAAACAAGAAUCAAUUUCAUGAGAUACUGUAAAAAUGUACAUCAUGAUCUUAGACAUUCGUUAUACCACAAAACAGCAGUCAAAAUAUCUUCUUAAAGUUACAGAGUAGUCUUUGUAGCUUCACUUUUACUGUCCAGGUAGCGUCCUUCUCAUCAGUGGUCUUCCCAAAGUGUCAAACUUUUAUUUUAAUUAAAGCACAUUUAUUUUGUAUAGCCCAAAAUCACAAAUCACAUGUUUGCCCCAGAGGGCUUUACAAACUGUAAAAAUACACAAUCUGUUCACAUACACAAUCUGUACACAUACACAAACUACACGUACACAAUAUGUACACAUAAACCAUCUGUACACAUACACACACACACUCUGUACACAUACACUCUGUACACAUACACAAUCUACACACACACACUCUGUACACAUACACAAUCAACACAUACACAAUCUGUACACAUACACAAUCUGUUCACAUACACAAUCUGUACACAUACACAAUCUGUACACAUACACUCUGUACACAUACACAAUCUACACACACACACUCUGUACACAUACACUCUGUACACAUACACAAUCUACACACACACACUCUGUACACAUACACAAUCAACACAUACACAAUCUGUACACAUACACAAUCUGUACACAUACACAAACUACACGUACACAAUAUGUACACAUAAACCAUCUGUACACAUACACACACACACUCUGUACACAUACACUCUGUACACAUACACAAUCUGUACACAUACACAAUCUGUUCACAUACACAAUCUGUACACAUACACAAUCUGUACACAUACACAAACUACACGUACACAAUAUGUACACAUACACACUCUGUACACAUACACAAACUACACGUACACAAUAUGUACACAUACACACUCUGUACACAUACACAAUCUGUUCACAUACACAAUCUGUACACAUACACAAUCUGUUCACAUACACAAUCUGUACACAUACACAAUCUGUACACAUACACAAACUACACGUACACAAUAUGUACACAUACACAAUAUGUACACAUACACAAUCUGUACACAUACACAAUCUGUUCACAUACACAAUCUGUACACAUACACAAUCUGUACACAUACACAAUUUGUACACAUACACAAACUACACGUACACACUCUGUACACAUACACAAUCUGUUCACAUACACAAUCUGUACACAUACACAAUCUUCACAUACACAAUCUGUACACAUACACAAUCUGUAUACAUACACAAUAUGUACACAUACACAAUCUGUACAUACACAAUAUGUACACAUACACAAUCUGUACACAUACACAAUCUGUAUACAUACACAAUCUGUACACAUACACAAUCUGUAUACAUACACAAACUGUACACAUACACACUGUACAAAUACACAAACUGGACACAUACACAAUCUGUACACAUACACAAUGUAUACAUACACAAUCUGUACACGUACACAAUCUGUACAAAUACACAAACUGUACAAAUACACAAACUGUACACAUACACACUCUGUACAACUACACAAACUGUACACGUACACAAUCUGUACACGUACACAAUCUGUACACAUACACACUCUGUACAAAUACACAAACUGUACACAUACACAAUCUGUACACAUACACAAUCUGUCCCGGAGCCUCACGUCGGAACAGGGAAAACUCCCCCAAAAAACUUUUGCGGGGAGAAAAAGGGACGAAAGCUCAAAGCAUGGCAGACGUUCCUGAAUACAUGAACAGAAGACACUUUUCAGCAACCGUAUUUUAAACAUAUGCAACACUUUUGUUAGAUUAUAAUAAACAUAUCAAGAGUCGAGGUCUGUCUUUUCAAGCGUGGCCAUUUAGCUAUAAAUAAAUAAAACAUUUUAGUCAGUCGAGGAGCGGACGGAGCAGUUCAUGUGCCAAUUUGAAUCCUAUUUUUGAAACAUAUUUAUUCCUUAACCAUAAAUAAACUGUAAAUUACAUUUUUUCCUAUUGAGUCUUAUUUAUGUACUAUUGAUUGAUUCUUCUUGAUGAAACCGCCUCAGUGGAACGCGCCUGAUGCAAGAGCCCAUAUCACAGAUUGCUCAUGCCUCCAUUUUAUUUUCUUAACACUUCUUAAAGCUACAUUUUCUGUUGUCUGACUAAGUUUUGAAGAGUCUGUGCAAUUGUGUACAAAGUGAUGUACUUGACAUACUACUUUAUAUUUCUGUGAAUAAAAUGUGAACAAAC
This is a messenger RNA of Pseudoliparis swirei, 5910 nucleotides long. Its product is annotated as SH2B adapter protein 2. The record is from RefSeq and is a predicted model, not a curated record. Gene Ontology annotation, cellular component: plasma membrane. Gene Ontology annotation, molecular function: transmembrane receptor protein tyrosine kinase adaptor activity. Gene Ontology annotation, biological process: antigen receptor-mediated signaling pathway; intracellular signal transduction. The coding region runs from base 178 to 2289 and encodes 703 amino acids. The transcript has 9 exons. Lineage: Eukaryota; Metazoa; Chordata; Actinopteri; Perciformes; Liparidae.